AUUUGUGUACAGGUGUUGACUGACGUAGCGAUAUCUGAGUAGUGUGAAACGCGUGUGUAUCAGCAACACGUUAAUUUGCUAAUCUCUUGACAUCUCUCGUUAACAAUACUCCACACUCCAAACCCAUCCAUAAUUCCUCCUCCACAAAAAUAAUGAAUACCUGCUUCGACCGAAGGUUAAAAUCAACAACCAGCGAUCAUCACUUUGUGUGAUUGGUACAACUGAUUAUCAGCGUCGAGAACAGUGUGACAUGUAGAUAAACACCACAAUUACGGAACCAGCUAUGAAUUAACAACAGUUCCAUUAGUCUACAAUUAUUAUGCAACAAAAAACUACAUUAAUUGGUUGUUUCGCAUUACACGUUCUAAUCAGUCAGACACAAUUACACCACAAUCGAUGAAAAACUGAAAAACAAACAAUGAUCGAAACGAAAAAAAUUCCGCCCGAUGGGGGCUACGGCUGGGUGAUCGUCUGUGCCAGCGCAUUAAGCAGCUUCAUCGUCGUCCCGCUGAUUCACUGCUUCGGCCUCAUUUUCAAGGACACAUUCGUCGAACUUGGCUUAUCAGCGACUCAGGGAUCCCUAAUUAUUAAUCUAAAUGUGGCCUUUGGGAUGAUCAUGGGUUUGGUUAAUGGGGUGCUGUUGAAGAUUUAUGGGUGCCGGAAAGUCGCGCUUUUGGCGGCGCUGCUGCUCACCGGAGGCGUCGUACUUACAGCCUACUCCAAAACUUUUACACACUUUGUUAUCGCUUAUGGGUUGAUAACGUCUUUGGGGAUGGGGAUGGUCCAAUCAGCUAACGGUCUCGCUAUUAACAUGUACUUUAAAGCUAAGAGAAGCUACGCUAUGGGGUUGGCUGUCACUAUUACGGGGUUCGGUCCUAUUCUCAUCCCCCAACUCAUCGGUUUUUUAAUGCAACACUACACCCCCUCUGGUGUGACCUUGAUUUUCGGGGGGGUGUGCGCCCACGUGUUUAUAGGGGCCGUUUUGCUGCAACCAGUCGAGCGUCACAUGAUCAUAGACAAAACACAACCUCAAGACGAACAAAGCGAGCUUUUAACCGAACAAACGAAGACACAAACUCAGGAAGACAAAGACCCCUUGUUUAAAAGACUGCUGAAAACUGUUGCCAAAACGUUCGAUUUGGAUCUUUUCAAAGAUCCGAUUUUUGUAAACAUAAUGAUGGGUAUGGCUUUAGCGAUUUUCGCUGAACUUAACUUUACCGUGCUCACCCCUUUCAUGCUAAGCGAUUUUGGGUUGGAUACGUCACAGAUUGCCACGUUUUUGUCGACGCUAGGUGUCGCUGACAUCAUUUUCAGGUUUUUCGCACCGUAUAUAGGCAACUAUUUCACCAAGCCGCCGCGAUUGAUGUAUGCGUAUAGUUUGAUCCUUCUCAUCGUGACACGAUUCACGUUCCUACUAUCGCGGAAUUUCUACGCCUUGUUGGUAAUCGCGCUGGGUUUGGGUAUUGCUAAAGGCAUCCGUAAGGUGUACAUGCAGCUGGUGAUCCCCGCCCACGUACCCAUCGAAAAACUGGCCAAUGCUAGCGGCAUGGAAAUGAUGAUGAACGGGUUCUGUAUAAUCAUUGGUGGACCUACGUUGGGUGUCGUUCGUGACGUCACGGGUAGCUACUCCUUAUGCAUCAUUCUGAUGAACUGCGUGACCUUCACUACUAUCCUGAUGUGGACAAUAGAGGCUAUUAUAGUCAAGUGUAGGAGAAAGAACAAAGGGAGUAUAGAAGAGGCGACUUAAAUAAAAUCUAUUUUUUAUAAAAUCAUACAAUAAAAAAUUAAAUACACUAA
Molecule: messenger RNA, 1797 nt
Organism: Zophobas morio
Lineage: Eukaryota; Metazoa; Arthropoda; Insecta; Coleoptera; Tenebrionidae
Product: monocarboxylate transporter 13-like
Exons: 5
Coding region: 419-1747 (442 amino acids)
Biological process (GO): transmembrane transport
Cellular component (GO): membrane
Molecular function (GO): monocarboxylic acid transmembrane transporter activity
Source: RefSeq, a predicted model, not a curated record